Molecule: messenger RNA, 643 nt
Organism: Dendrobium catenatum
Lineage: Eukaryota; Viridiplantae; Streptophyta; Magnoliopsida; Asparagales; Orchidaceae
Molecular function (GO): nucleic acid binding
Source: RefSeq, a predicted model, not a curated record
GUUUGUACAAAAGUACUCCAAGCAAAUUUUACUUUUUGGAAAGGCCCAAAAGCAAAUAUCUUGUGACGUUAUUAAUGUACAUGGCGUCCUCAAUUCUCCAGAGUCCAGCAAAAACAGCAGUAGCACUUGUUCCAACACGUCAGAGCUUAGACUCUCGGAAGAUGAAAUUUCCAUCUCAAAUCCCUCACACAUUUCUAAGAGUACUAAUGGCAUAGAGCCAAACAAGGAAGAAUUCUUAGUGCUCCCAAAUGAAAUCAAUUUUUCUUUAUCAAAUAAUGAGAAGCAAGCAAAUGAAACUCUCCAGUUUAACGACCCAAUGCUCGCUUAUCAAAACAGGAAAAAGAUUGCGAAGAGGAAUAAAACAAAGACGCCAAAGUCUUCGAAAGCGCACAUUCUUGGUUCAUUAGCUAAGUUAAAGAUCAAAGAUAGAGCUGUUUUGACCGGCGUUUUGUCUAAGUAUGGAGAAGUUGCUUCAGCUGCAUCGAAGGAAAUCUGAUAAAUUCAUACUGUGCUAUAGCAGAUGGUUGAUAUAAUGCUGCUCUUCCGAUCUUUUUUUUAAACAUUAAACUGUUGGGAUAGGUUUUGCAGAGAUGCACAGAUCUUUUAGCAACAAAGAAAAUUAAUUAUGGGAUGUUCCUGCUUU